UAAAUAGAAUGAAAUCUGAGUCACUUUUCGCACUGAAAGAACAAUAGAAAAACGGAGGAUAGAGAUUAAAAAAGAGGCAAAAGAGAUAGAGAUAUGGAGGAGGAAGGAAGCCAUGGAAGUGGAAGGAAAAAGGGAGGGAUGGUCACUAUGCCCUUCAUUUUCUCAAAUGAGGUAUGCGAUAAACUGGCGGUGGUGGGUUUCAACGCGAACAUGAUAAGCUACUUGACGACCCAACUCCACAUGCCAUUAACGAAAGCAGCCAACACCGUCACCAACUUCGGUGGCACCGCCGGCCUCACGCCACUGCUCGGCGCUUUUGUCGCCGACGCCUAUGCCGGGCGCUUCUGGACCAUCACCGUCGCCUCCAUUAUCUAUGUAGUUGGAAUGACCCUUUUGACCCUAUCCGCCAUACUCCCCCAGCUGACGCCACCCCCAUGCAAGGGCGACCAAGUGUGCCAAGAAGCCAGCGCCGGCCAGCUCGCCGUCCUCUACACGGCCCUCCUGCUUGGAGCCCUCGGGUCUGGCGGGAUCCGCCCCUGCGUGGUCGCCUUCGGGGCGGACCAAUUCGAUGCUAACGACCCGAAACAGUCCACCAGGACAUGGAAGUACUUCAAUUGGUACUACUUUGUGAUGGGGGUGUCUAUACUGCUGGCGGUGACGGUGCUCGUUUAUAUUCAGGACAACAUCGGAUGGGGCUUGGGUCUCGGGAUCCCAACCAUCUUGAUGUUCUUCUCGGUCAUCACCUUAAUCGGCGGGUACCGGCUGUACCGGAUGAUGGAUCCGGCGGGCAGCCCGUUUACCCGGUUGUUGCAGGUUUGUGUAGCUUCGUUCAGGAAGAGGAGGUUAGCGAUGGUGACGGAUUCGAGAUUGUUAUACGAGAACGAAGAGCUCGAUGCCUUGAUUUCGCUCGAUGGGAAGCUUGUCCACACCAACCAUGUCACGUUCCUUGACAAAGCGGCCGUCGUCACACCGGAGGAUGAUGUGAAAUCGCCUAACUUGUGGAGGUUGAACACUGUCCAUCGUGUGGAGGAACUCAAGACGGUACUCCGGAUGGGCCCGAUAUGGGCCUCCGGCAUCCUCCUCUACACUGCCUACGCACAGCAGAGCACUUUCUCCCUCCAGCAGGCCAAGACCGUGGACCGUCACCUUGGCCGCUCCUUCCAGAUCCCCGCGGCCUCCAUGGGAGUCUUCACGAUGACCGCCAUGCUGUUCACUAUAGCUGCCUACGACCGCCUCCUAGUCCCGGUGUCCCGCCGAUUCACGGGCCUCGACCGGGGGAUCAGCUUCCUCGAGCGCAUGGGGAUCGGAUACUUCAUUUCCAUCCUGGCCACCCUCGUCGCAGGCUUCGUCGAGGUCAAGCGAAAGCACUAUGCAAAGGCCCAUGGGCUGUUGGACUCGCCCCAUGCCAUGAUACCCAUGUCGGUGUUCUGGCUCAUGCCCCAGUACGCACUCCACGGGAUCGCAGAGGCCUUCAUCUCAAUCGGGCACCUCGAGUUCUUCUACGACCAGGCCCCGGAGAGCAUGAGGAGCAGCGCGACCGCGCUGCUCUGGACAUCCAUCUCGGCCGGGAACUACUUGAGCACGUUCAUGGUCACGUUCGUGCACAAGUACAGUGCCAAGCCUGAUGGGUCCAAUUGGCUUCCCGACAGGAACCUGAACCGAGGGAAGCUCGAGUACUUCUAUUGGCUGCUGACCUUGUUGCAGGCUCUGAAUCUGGUGUACUACGUUUGUGUGGCCAAGUUCUACACGUUCAAGCCAGUCCAGAUCCACAGUGCGGUGGCUGUGAAUGGAACAGAAGAUAAAGCCGCGGUUGAGCUUGCGAAAGUCUAGUUGAUACUCGUUAUAGGAGGAGGUUAUUGGGUAGGCACAGUUCUCUAUUUGGGUCGUAUAAUGAUGUGACCUCGGGUCUCAUGUGACUGUAAAUUGUCUUUUAGGAUCGUAUUAGCAACGGUAGAAGGUCAAGGAUCCUCUGCCCGCUCGGUGCAAUUUAUGAUCCUGUAAAGACCUUGACACAUAAGGGAAGUAGAAAGAUAAUAGCCUCCAUAUUUUCUUGUG
Molecule: messenger RNA, 2055 nt
Organism: Syzygium oleosum
Lineage: Eukaryota; Viridiplantae; Streptophyta; Magnoliopsida; Myrtales; Myrtaceae
Product: protein NRT1/ PTR FAMILY 3.1-like
Exons: 4
Coding region: 94-1830 (578 amino acids)
Biological process (GO): transmembrane transport
Cellular component (GO): plasma membrane
Molecular function (GO): transmembrane transporter activity
Source: RefSeq, a predicted model, not a curated record